AGUACUUCCGGUUGGGUCACCGAGUAGUUUUUAAGAGCCUUUUUUUUGCGCGUUCGCGGUCGGCAUCUUUUCUCCCACUUGAAUCCCUUCGCGUCCAAAACUCGAUACGUUUCUAAAGUUUAAUUUUCGUCCGGCGUCUCCUUUUGCCAAGUGCUGUUCCCCGGACGUGUCGGCGACGCGUUUAAAGACGAGCGAGGCGAGAAGAGGAAGCAAUAGGCCACCAUCUUUCUUUUGGAUGCCAGCAGCAAUAACAAGAAAGCGAGCAGGCCAGCUUCAAGUGGAGCUCUGUACUUUGACAAUUUGCACUCUCCCAUCUUUCUCCACCGCGGGAUAAAAAUAAAAGGAAGAAAGCUGAGGACAGCUUCGGGUAGCGCUCGCGAAACCCCCGCCGACGUUGAGCUCAUCCUCCCCGGCUAUCUUUGGGAAGUUUCCGAUCAGAAGACUGGCUGCUAAGAAUUAGUAUUCCCAGUUCUUUCAUGUUUCCAACAGGUUUAUCUUCCCCUAACCCCCCACCGCCAACCCAGGAGGCAAGAGCAACGUCUACUGAUGUCAAAAACGACACCGGAAAUAUUAUAUCUUCGAAGAAGAGGAAAAUAAACGGCUCCGAGAGGGAAGAGACCAGCGACACCAUCUCUCCUUCGCCCCCUAAGAACCUCACUUCCUCGUCGUCAGCCUCCUCGUCGCCGGUGCACAUCCAGAAGAAGUUGCGUUUCGAGGACUCCGUGGACUUCAUCGGACUGGAUGUGAAAAUGGCCGAGGAGGCUGCCGCUGCUUCGUGCUCCAAUAACAAAAGCAAAGCCGCGCUCCUGGCCGCCGGCGUGGGGGGCCACCACGCUAACGGGCUCAGCAAAAGCGCGGCGGGCUCCGGGACCUUCUCCAACAGCAAGCCCGGUGCCGCCAAGAAGCUAGUCAUCAAGAAUUUCAAAGAAAAACCCAAGUUGCCGGAGAACUACACACAAGAGACGUGGCAGAAGCUUAAAGAAGCAGUGGAGGCCAUUCAGAACAGCACUUCCAUUAAGUACAACCUGGAGGAGCUCUACCAGGCUGUUGAGAACCUGUGCUCCCACAAGAUCUCUGCCAAGCUCUACAAGCAGCUGAGGUCCGUGUGUGAAGACCACAUCAAGGCCCAGAUUGAUCAGUUCAGAGAGGGUGUCCUGGACAGUGUGCUCUUCCUGAAGAAAAUAGACAAGUGCUGGCAAGAUCACUGCAGGCAAAUGAUCAUGAUCAGGGGUAUAUUUUUAUUUUUGGACCGCACCUAUGUUUUACAAAACUCCAUGCUCCCAUCCAUUUGGGAUAUGGGUCUGGAACUCUUCAGGUUCUAUAUCAUAAGCGAUCUGAAGGUUCAGAGUAAAACCAUAGACGGCAUUCUGCUGCUAAUCGAGAGGGAGCGCAAUGGGGAGGCGAUAGACCGCAGUCUGCUGAGGAGCUUGCUGAGUAUGCUGUCAGACUUGCAGAUUUAUCAAGACUCCUUUGAGCAGCGCUUUUUGGAGGAAACAAAUCGCUUGUAUGCUGCAGAAGGGCAGAGGCUGAUGCAGGAGAGAGAGGUACCAGAGUAUCUGCAUCACGUCAACAAACGCUUAGAGGAGGAGGCGGACAGAGUCAUUACAUAUCUAGACCAGAGCACACAAAAGCCUCUUAUUGCCACUGUGGAGAAGCAGCUGCUGGGUGAACAUCUCACAACAACUCUACAAAAAGGGCUAACGCACCUGUUGGAUGAAAACAGGAUUCAAGAUUUGUCUCUCCUAUAUCAGCUCUUCAGUCGAGUAAGAGGUGGAGUUCAGGUCCUCUUGCAACACUGGAUAGAGUACAUAAAGGCUUUCGGAAGCACAAUCGUGAUCAACCCUGAAAAAGACAAAACAAUGGUGCAAGAGUUGCUGGACUUCAAAGACAAGGUGGACCACAUCAUUGACGUGUGCUUUAUGAAGAAUGAGAAGUUUGUGAAUGCUAUGAAAGAGGCUUUUGAGACCUUCAUUAACAAGCGACCAAAUAAGCCUGCAGAGCUCAUAGCCAAACAUGUGGAUUCUAAACUGCGAGCUGGUAACAAGGAGGCAACAGAUGAAGAAUUGGAAAAGAUGCUUGACAAGAUCAUGAUUAUAUUUAGAUUCAUCUAUGGAAAAGAUGUUUUUGAGGCCUUUUACAAGAAGGAUCUAGCCAAGCGGUUACUGGUUGGAAAAAGUGCUUCUGUGGAUGCUGAAAAGUCAAUGCUGUCCAAACUCAAACAUGAAUGUGGAGCCGCUUUCACCAGCAAACUGGAGGGGAUGUUCAAAGAUAUGGAACUUUCGAAAGAUAUCAUGGUACAAUUCAAACAGUAUAUGCAGUGCCAAAACAUUCCUGGGAACAUUGAACUGACUGUAAACAUCCUCACAAUGGGCUACUGGCCCACUUACAUCCCCAUGGAAGUGCAUCUGCCUCCUGAGAUGGUGCGCCUGCAAGAGAUCUUUAAGACCUUCUACCUGGGCAAACACAGUGGCAGGAAGUUACAGUGGCAAUCAACGCUUGGUCACUGUGUCUUAAAAGCAGAAUUUAAAGAGGGCAAGAAGGAGCUGCAGGUGUCACUUUUCCAAACACUCGUGCUACUGAUGUUCAACGAAGGGGAGGAGUUCACUUUGGAGGAGAUUAAACUGGCCACAGGAAUAGAGGAUAGUGAGCUGCGUCGCACUCUUCAGUCCCUGGCGUGUGGCAAAGCACGCGUCCUUACCAAAAUCCCCAAAAGUAAAGACGUGGAAGACGGCGAUAAGUUUUCCUGCAACGACGAAUUCAAACACAGGCUUUUCCGAAUCAAAAUCAACCAAAUCCAGAUGAAAGAGACGGUAGAGGAGCAGGCCAGCACUACAGAGAGAGUCUUCCAGGAUCGACAGUACCAGAUCGACGCCGCUAUCGUACGCAUCAUGAAGAUGAGAAAGACUCUGAGCCAUAACCUUCUUAUGUCCGAGGUGUACAACCAGCUCAAGUUCCCCGUCAAGCCUGCUGACCUGAAGAAGAGGAUAGAGUCUCUCAUCGACAGGGACUAUAUGGAGCGUGACAAGGAGAACCCCAACCAGUACAACUACGUGGCUUAGAAAACAAACUGAAAACUAAGUGACAAUGAGAGAGAGAGGUACAGAUGGUCACAAGUGAGCCAUCUCAAACUUUUUUUGCCCCAGCGGCCCCCCAUUGUCAUCGUCAACCAAGCCACCGACGAGCUGAAUGGACGCCGCGCCGUAGGAUGUUUGUCAAGGGGUCGUCAGGUUCUGCGGAUUGCGCCUCAAUCGAAAGUUUUGUCCAUACUUCUCAGUGCCUCUGAGCUCAUGGGGCAAAUGAUGCACGCACACACACAUUUGCAUUUUUUUUUUUUUUUUAAAGCGAGGGAAAAUAUUUAUUUUAAAACUUAAGAUUCUUUGUUAACACUCUCAAACAAUAUGGUCAUAGUCACGUUGACCAUCUUUAUUGCCCAGCCCCUUUUACAUGCUAACACUACUUCAAAAAAGGUUCCAAACAUUCAAAAUGUUUACUCGGCCCCAGUCAAUUCUGAAAAUUUUGGACUUCAACUGUGUGUGCCAAAUGCAUGUUGUCAAAGCUGUGACCGGCAACACAAGGCGGAGCACUUCUUUGUUAUUUAGCUGCUACACCAUCAACCUCUAUAGCUUCAGUAUUUUUGUUUUGUACCAUACCUAACCGACAUGGCGUUUUCACCUUUUUACUGCCCAAUGUAUAUUUUUCUGUUUACCAUUUAAAUGCCAAAAGCACAACAUUUCAUCACCAUCCUUCUGUUUUUGUCCUUCACGCCGUUUUACUUUCUUUGGGGCUUGCUGAAAGUGAGAAGCGAUUGCAUCGGGGCACGACAUGAACGAAUAAACACAUCUUUGUACAAGUAUGUUAGGUUCUUUGCUUAAGAUUAGCAUAACUGUUUAAUUAGAGAAUGUGAUUUCUGGAGCAAUUGCGUGGGGAUGCUUUUGAGGCAUUUUCGGGUCAAUUUGACUGGGACGCGCUCAAAUUGGAUUGGACGUCUAGCACCGUCAAGAGCUCUUAAACAUAAGCAUUCAAAGUCAAUAUGUCCAGUUUAAAUGAUUUGGAAAUCUACUAAUGUCAAUGACGGGCAAUGAGUUCAUUUUGGGACACUUUCUUCUUUUUUGCGGCAUUCUUGGGUCACUUCUUGUCAAUUUUUGGUCAUUUUCUGUUAAUUUGGGGGUAUUUCUGGAUUCACUGGUCAUUUCCUGUUAAUUUUUGGGCUUUUUCAGGUCAUUUCCUCUCAAUAUCGGAUCUUUUUUUCCCCCAUUGGAAAUGAAUGGGGCUUAAUGCUGCCUUCAUGUGUUGUCGUAAUUAUGGUAAAUACCACUUGUCGAGUCAAAAAUUGCACAUGAAUUCCGCCUCGUCAUAUUUUCUACUGGAGAACAGGGAUUUUGUUAUGUUACCAGAGUUUUUGAGAUUGGUGGACCUUUUACUUUUCAAAAUGGUGGAGCGCGAACAAGUUGUG
Corythoichthys intestinalis (scribbled pipefish) is the source of this 4453-nucleotide messenger RNA. It is a transcript of the gene cul4b, whose product is annotated as cullin 4B. The record is from RefSeq and is a predicted model, not a curated record. Gene Ontology annotation, molecular function: ubiquitin protein ligase binding. NCBI's taxonomy places the organism in Eukaryota, Metazoa, Chordata, Actinopteri, Syngnathiformes, Syngnathidae. Gene Ontology annotation, cellular component: Cul4B-RING E3 ubiquitin ligase complex. Bases 477 to 3059 code for a protein of 860 amino acids. The transcript is spliced from 20 exons. Gene Ontology annotation, biological process: protein ubiquitination; DNA damage response; ubiquitin-dependent protein catabolic process.